Messenger RNA from Vittaforma corneae ATCC 50505, 759 nucleotides. RefSeq names its product HAD hydrolase, family IIB. Bases 1 to 759 code for a protein of 252 amino acids. Gene Ontology annotation, biological process: protein N-linked glycosylation; mannose metabolic process; GDP-mannose biosynthetic process. The record is from RefSeq and is a predicted model, not a curated record. Gene Ontology annotation, molecular function: phosphomannomutase activity. The transcript has a single exon. Gene Ontology annotation, cellular component: cytosol. NCBI's taxonomy places the organism in Eukaryota, Fungi, Microsporidia, Nosematidae.
AUGAAGAAGAGAGAAGAUGUGAUAUUUUUAUUUGAUGUAGAUGGAACACUGUCGCCUUCCAGACGUACUGCCCCAUCGAAGUCUAUUCAUAUGCUGAAUGAAUUAAGGAAAAGGGUAUAUGUUGCCUUUGUUGGAGGUUCAGAUCUGUCAAAACAAGAGGAACAAAUAGGUCCAGAGCUACUGGACAUAUUUGACUACGGGUUUCCAGAGAAUGGGACACUGUUUUAUAAGGGAAGAGAGCGUGUCAGUGCUGCUUCUAUCAUUACAUUUCUGGGGGAGGAUAAUUACAAGAUCUUGAUAAACAAGGUUUUGAGGAUACUAAGUGAAUCCGACUGUCCUAUCAAGAGAGGAACAUUCGUGGAGUUGAGACAGGCAUUGAUCAAUGUGAGUCCUAUUGGCCGAACCUGCACUCAAGAGGAAAGGGAUAAGUUCAAUGAAUUUGACAAGAAGUCUAAUCUAAGGAAAAACAUCUGUGAACAGUUGAAAGAUACGUGUGAUAAGAUGAAUAUGCAAACAUCUAUUGGAGGGCAAAUAUCGAUAGAUAUUUUCCCAAAAGGAUGGGACAAAACGUAUUGUCUCCAGCAUAUUAAGCAGGACAAGAUUUUCUUCUUCGGGGACAUGACAAUGGAAGGAGGGAAUGAUUAUGAAAUAUUCACGCAUCCAAAAGUAAAAGGCAGUACAGUCAAAGGGCCUGAUGACACUUUUGAAAAAGUCAAUGAAAAGCUAAGAGAACUUGGAAUUGCAGAAAUUAAAUUCUAA